Messenger RNA from Nematocida minor, 987 nucleotides. RefSeq names its product ribosome biogenesis protein BRX1. The record is from RefSeq and is a predicted model, not a curated record. Gene Ontology annotation, molecular function: rRNA binding. The transcript has a single exon. Gene Ontology annotation, cellular component: nucleolus. Gene Ontology annotation, biological process: rRNA processing; ribosomal large subunit assembly. NCBI's taxonomy places the organism in Eukaryota, Fungi, Microsporidia. The coding region runs from base 1 to 987 and encodes 328 amino acids.
AUGAACCACGGAACGGAAGCCAUCCAGCCCCACACAGAAACAGCUCAGAAUGAAACUAUUCCAUCAGACAAGGACACAUCUGCUGUAAAAAGCAAGCUCGAGCAGAUUCUCAAGAAAACAGAAAUAAAAGAGAUCAACUGCGCCCCAAGAAAGACACUCAUGCUUCUUUCUCUCAAGUCCCCGCUCACGUGCAGACUGCUUUUGAACGACCUAACCUCUCUGCUCCCAGAGAACAUUCUGAGAGACUCAAAGCUGAAAGAGAGAUUUACUCUGAGCGAAAUAUCCGACAUGGCAGAUCUCAGAGACGCAGACAAUGUGCUCGUCAUAGAGACAAGAAAAAAGAGCCCUGCCCCCAUUAUGUGGCUAGUUUCCAAAGAUAUCACAGAAACAGGCGAAGAUAAAUUCGACGUCAUGAAGUUCAUUCUAACAGGAGUCUACACGAUGAGCGAGCUGAAGUUCACAGGCAACCCUCUCUCGAAUACGCAAAUGAUGACUGUAUUCACACACGACUUCGACAACAGCACAGGCCUCAGAAGAGCCAGAACUAUUCUUACAAAAAUGUUCAAUACAACGAAGAAAUCCGACAGUGCGCCCCAGGGAACAACAGACUACACAGACAAAAUAGCAUCUUUUUUCAUUCUGGACAACCAGAUAAUCGCUAGAUUCUACCACAUCCAGAAGAAAACAAAGGAAACAGAGAAAAUAGUUGCUGAAAGAGCCCUGAAAGAGCAGAGACUGAACCAGGAGCAGAAAGAAGACGAAAAGCUGGAGGAAAUAGAGCAGAACCACAAACCAGACGAAGACAUCGUAGACCCCAACAUAGAAGCCAUUCUUGCAUCAGACCAGGUCCCAUGGUACGAAGUCAAUGAAAUCGGGCCCAGAUUCACCAUGCAUCCCAGAGAAAGCGACUUAGACGACAACUACGUGGCUCCUGACGACAAUAGAAGAGGAAAUAGAUUCAUUGAGCCAGAGGAGGAGAGAAAGUAA